AUGCGAAAGUUGGAAUGGGACGACAUGGGAGUGAAGGUUGAUGGUCCGCAGCUACACCAUUUGCGCUUUGCUGAUGACAUCGUACUGGUAACACCUAGUAUCAGCCAAGCGGAACGAAUGCUGACCGAAUUCGACGAAACAUGUGGAUGCAUCGGUCUUCAGCUGAAUCUACAAAAGACGAUGUUCAUGCGGAACGGAUGGGUCUCGGAUGCCCCAUUCACGCUCAACGGAACGAACAUAUCCGAAUGCACCAGCUACGUUUAUCUGGGUCGGGAACUGAACAUGAUGAACGACCUGACCCCCGAGCUGGGCAAGAGGAGACGAGCGGCUUGGAGAGCGUACAAGGGCAUCGAGAAUGUAGUGAAGAAGACCAGGAACACCCGGCUCCGUGCUCACCUCUUCAACACCACCGUACUUCCUGCUUUGACCUAUGCUUCGGAAACCUGGGCAUUUCGCAAGCAGGAAGAAAACGCGGUGAGCGUCAUUGAACGCGCAAUUGAGAGAGUGAUGCUAGGAGUAUCCCGUUUCACGCAAGUGAGGGACGGGAUUCGAAGUUCUCUCCUACGUCAGCGAUCGAAGAUUAGAGACGCCGCCGCGUUUGCCAAGGAAAGUAAAAUAAGGUGGGCCGGACACGUGAUGCGCUUUGAUGACAACCGUUGGACCAGAGCCGUGAGCGACUGGGUUACCCGCGAUAUUAAGCGCACUACAGGAAGACCGCCGACCCGACGGUCAGAUUUCUUCACGAAGUCCUUGAAAGAAAAAUAUGAUGCUCUUCGUGUCCCACGCGAAAGGAGGAACCACUGGGCUACUCUGGCACGCGAUCGGGACAAAUGGAAGAAUUACCUCGACCACUUCGAAGAUCAACGGGAGUCAAGGUGA
Messenger RNA from Necator americanus (New World hookworm), 879 nucleotides. RefSeq lists its product as uncharacterized. The transcript has a single exon. The record is from RefSeq and is a predicted model, not a curated record. Bases 1 to 879 code for a protein of 292 amino acids. Lineage: Eukaryota; Metazoa; Nematoda; Chromadorea; Rhabditida; Ancylostomatidae.